UCGCUUAGCGUGCAGUGCGUUGGGGAUUCAACAGAUAGUGCUUUCCAUUCCACCGCUGCUCGCUAUAAUAUCUGGCUGCCCCUGCCCUGUUUCUCUUUCCUCAUCCUCUCCCGCUCCUGCCUCUCUUACCUGACCCCUCUUCUUGAGUGUGGCAUACCUUCGCUACUGGAGCCCUUAGCUGUGUGCUUCCUGGAGACCGAUCGGAGCUCAAGAAUUCUUUGAGCCCCUACACCCUGCGAGUACCGCUCUUGCAAUCAACCCACCGAUAUCCUCGCAUCCUCUCUCCACCGUCAUCAUGCCCUCCUCCCAGGCUGUCUCUGGCGACCUCGCCAUCAAGCCCGAGUUCGUUGAUCAAAAGUCGCCCAUGGCUUCGACCAGCGAACCCAACCGCAACCCCAAGUACGACCCGAAGAAGCCACACAUCACCGACCAGCCCAUCACAAAGGCCAACUGGUAUAAGCACGUCAACUGGCUUAACGUCGUCUUCAUCAUCGGCGUCCCGCUCGCUGGCUGUGUUGCCGCUUUCUGGACCCCGUUGAAGUGGCAGACUGCUCUCUGGGCGGUCACCUACUACUUCUGGACCGGUCUCGGUAUCACAGCUGGUUACCAUCGUCUCUGGGCGCACAAGUCCUACAAUGCCACGCUGCCUCUGUCUAUCUUCCUCGCCGCUGUUGGUGGCGGUGCUGUCGAGGGCUCCAUCCGCUGGUGGAGCCGUGACCACCGUGCUCACCACCGCUACACCGACACCAACAAGGACCCCUACUCCGUCCGCAAGGGUCUCCUGUACUCCCACUUUGGCUGGAUGAUCAUGAAGCAGAACCCCAAGCGCAUUGGCCGCACCGACAUCACCGACUUGAACGAGGACCCCAUCGUCGUCUGGCAGCACAAGCACUACAUCAAGGUUGUCAUCAUCAUGGGCUUGAUCUUCCCCUCUGCCGUCGCUGGUCUUCUCUGGGACGACUGGAAGGGUGGAUUCAUCUACGCCGGUAUCCUCCGCAUCUUCUUCGUCCAGCAGGCCACCUUCUGCGUCAACUCGCUUGCCCACUGGCUCGGUGACCAGCCCUUCGAUGACCGCAACUCGCCCCGUGACCACGUCAUCACCGCUCUCGUCACCCUCGGUGAGGGCUACCACAACUUCCACCAUGAGUUCCCCUCCGACUACCGCAACGCCAUUGAGUGGCACCAGUACGACCCCACCAAGUGGUCCAUCUGGCUGUGGUCCAAGCUUGGCCUUGCCUCGAACCUGAAGCAAUUCCGCGCCAACGAGAUCGAAAAGGGCCGUGUCCAGCAGCUCCAGAAGAAGAUCGACCAGACGCGCUCCAAGCUCGACUGGGGUGUUCCUCUUGAGCAGCUGCCCGUCAUUGAGUGGGACGACUACGUUGAGCAGGCCAAGAACGGCCGCGGUCUCAUCGCCGUCGCCGGUGUUGUUCACGACGUCACCGACUUCAUCGCUGAGCACCCCGGUGGUAAGACCCUCAUCAAGAGUGGUAUUGGCAAGGACGCCACUGCCAUGUUCAACGGUGGCGUCUACUUCCACUCCAACGCUGCCCACAACCUUCUCUCAACCAUGCGUGUUGGUGUCAUCCGCGGUGGCUGCGAGGUUGAGAUCUGGAAGCGUGCCCAGAUGGAGAACAAGGACGGCGUCAUCGCCAAGGAUGCCCAUGGCAACCCCAUCGUCAGGGCUGGCGACCAAGUUACAAAGGUGGCUCAGCCUGCUGUCAGCGCGAGCGCAGCAUGAGCGAGUGUGUAUAUCAAUUUGAGCGAAGCGAUAUCCGGAGUUGGGGUUGUUUAUUUCAAUCAUCGGGCAUAGUAAUUUCACUUCCCAGCGUUCGCUAGAGAGUAUCAUAGAAGUGAUGCUCUACCAUUAGACGGAGUAUGAUUACAGUCUCAUUAUGAGUGCAACGGCCUGCAAAAAGUCUAUCGGCAUAGCCCGAUAAAUGA
This is a messenger RNA of Macroventuria anomochaeta, 1941 nucleotides long. RefSeq lists its product as uncharacterized. Gene Ontology annotation, biological process: unsaturated fatty acid biosynthetic process. Gene Ontology annotation, molecular function: stearoyl-CoA 9-desaturase activity; iron ion binding; heme binding. Gene Ontology annotation, cellular component: endoplasmic reticulum membrane. The coding region runs from base 296 to 1738 and encodes 480 amino acids. Lineage: Eukaryota; Fungi; Ascomycota; Dothideomycetes; Pleosporales; Didymellaceae. The record is from RefSeq and is a predicted model, not a curated record. The transcript is spliced from 2 exons.